This is a messenger RNA of Coffea eugenioides, 4510 nucleotides long. Its product is annotated as cellulose synthase A catalytic subunit 8 [UDP-forming]. NCBI's taxonomy places the organism in Eukaryota, Viridiplantae, Streptophyta, Magnoliopsida, Gentianales, Rubiaceae. Gene Ontology annotation, cellular component: trans-Golgi network; plasma membrane. Gene Ontology annotation, biological process: cellulose biosynthetic process; plant-type primary cell wall biogenesis. The coding region runs from base 26 to 4099 and encodes 1357 amino acids. Gene Ontology annotation, molecular function: protein binding; cellulose synthase (UDP-forming) activity. The record is from RefSeq and is a predicted model, not a curated record. The transcript is spliced from 24 exons.
AGGAAAACACUUGAGAGAGAAGCUGAUGGAGCCUUCGAGACGGCUAAAAGGCCAUAAAGCCACCGCCACCUGCUGUAUUGCUUCCCGGGACCGCCCCGGCCUCGUUGCCACCGCCGGCGAGGAUGGUUGUGUGUGCUGGUUUGAUAUGAGGUGCAAAGAUGUUUUAUUUGUGAUGGAUGUAGGCAACCAUAACCCCAUUUCAUCUCUCUGUUUCAAGCCAGGGAGUGAAGACCUGGUUUAUGUUUCCAUUGGAAGUGAAGUCAAGUGUUUUGAUGUUCAUAUGGCUGGUUCAUGGAAGCCAUUGGAGAGUUACUCUUAUAACAAGGAUGAGAUAAAUCAGAUUGCCUGCAACUCAAAGUCAUCUUUCCUAGCUGCAGCGGAUGAUUGUGGUGAUGUGAAGAUAAUUGACAUCAGGCAGCAUUGCCUUUAUAAAACUUUAAGAGCUGGCCACUCAAGCAUUUGUAGCAGUGUUCAGUUCCUUUCUUGGAGACCCUGGGAAGUAAUUACUGGUGGUCUUGAUUCAAAGCUUGUGUUGUGGGACUUCUCAAAGGGGCGCCCUCAGAAAGUGAUAGACUUUGGAACACCUGACAUCGCUGAUGGAGGUAAUGUUGGACAAUGCUUGAAUCCUGCUUUUGUCCAUUGCCUGGCAGUUCCUGAUAUUGAUAUGGUAGAUAAGUUGGGCAAGAUCUGUGUUGUGGCUAGAGGUGAUGGUGUUGUAGAUGUGAUAAAUAUUGAAUCGGAACUUGCUGCAGCGAAGUCCAAAAAUUCAUCUAAACCUAAGAAAGGUACAAAGUCAGUGUCAGGAAGCAGUGCUUCUCCUGCUCCUGCUAAUCCUCCAAAUCUUGAAAAUGAAAGGAGGUUGCAUUUGGAUCACUCUUUGGGAGGGCAUACUGCUGCUGUUUCCUGUGUGACGUUUUCAAUGUUUGGGGAGAAAGGUAAAUUUGUAAUUUCAGGGGGCAAUGAUAAAUCAGUAAAGUUAUGGGAUUGGUCCAAAUCUUUUGAUGUUCGUCCAGGCAGCGGCAGUAGUGAUCUUCUAUGUAGUAAUUUCAGCUUGAGCAGAAAAGUUAACUGGCUCUGUACUACGCCGAUGGAUUCAGAGAACCUAGUUGUUUGUGACACAUCCAGAGUGGUCAAGGUUUAUUCUGUUACGAAGAUGAUGGAGUCUGGGGUGCCAAUAUGCAACACUUGUGGUGAGCAACUUGGACUGAAUUCAGAUGGUGAAGUGUUUGUGGCUUGCCAUGAAUGCCACUAUCCAGUUUGCAAAUCUUGUUUUGAGUAUGAAAUCAAGGAAGGAAGAGCUUCGUGUUUGCGCUGCGGCACUCCCUAUGAUGAUAGCUCACUGAUGGCAGAUGAAAAUACUGAAGAGUCUGGAAAGCAUACUACUAUGGCUUCUCGUCUCAGUAAUGAUCAGCAGGAUGUUAGACUUCACGCAAGAAAUAUUAGUAGUGUUUCCACGGUUGACAGUGAAUACCAUGAUGAAUCUGGCAAUCCAAUCUGGAAAAAUAGGGUAGAAAGCUGGAAGGAAAAGAAGAGCAAGAAGAAAAAAGCCACAAGCAAGCCCGUAAAAGAAGUUCAAAUUCCCGUAGAGCAGCAGAUGGAAGAAAAAGAACAACAAUUGGCAGACGCUUCACAGCCACUUUCUCAAGUUGUUCCAAUACCUAAAACUCAACUGACCUCGUACAGAAUUGUAAUUAUAAUGCGGCUGGUCAUUCUGGGCCUUUUCUUCCAAUAUAGACUGACGCAUUCAGUGGAUAGUGCGUACGGUCUUUGGCUUACUUCAGUUAUUUGUGAGAUCUGGUUUGCUUUUUCUUGGGUGUUGGAUCAGUUCCCUAAAUGGUCCCCAAUAAACAGGGAAACAUUCAUUGACAGGCUAUCUAUGAGGUAUGAGAGAGAGGGAGAACCACCUCAGCUUGCUGGAGUGGAUUUCUUUGUUAGUACUGUUGAUCCUCUGAAAGAACCUCCCCUGAUAACUGCCAAUACUGUUCUUUCAAUCCUUGCUGUGGACUAUCCAGUGGAUAAAGUCUCCUGUUAUGUUUCUGAUGAUGGUGCUGCAAUGCUAACAUUCGAAUCCCUUGUUGAAACUUCUGACUUUGCAAGGAAGUGGGUUCCAUUUUGCAAUAAGUUUCAAAUUGAACCACGAGCACCAGAAUUUUACUUCUCGCAGAAGUUUGAUUACUUGAAGGAUAAAGUGCAGCCUUCUUUUGUCAAGGAACGGAGAGCAAUGAAAAGAGAUUAUGAAGAGUUCAAAGUAAGAAUAAAUGCUUUGGUAGCCAAAACUCAAAAAACUCCAGAGGAGGGCUGGACAAUGCAGGAUGGAACGCCUUGGCCAGGAAAUAACACACGUGACCACCCUGGCAUGAUUCAGGUUUUCUUAGGAAAUACUGGUGCCCAAGACAUAGAAGGGAAUGAACUUCCUCGACUGGUUUAUGUUUCAAGAGAGAAGAGACCUGGUUAUCAGCACCACAAGAAGGCUGGUGCUGAAAAUGCUCUGGUAAGGGUGUCUGCAGUUCUCACAAAUGCGCCAUACAUUCUCAAUCUUGAUUGUGAUCACUAUGUCAACAAUAGCAAGGCCAUUCGAGAGGCAAUGUGUUUCUUGAUGGAUCCACAAGUUGGCAGGGAUGUGUGUUAUGUCCAGUUCCCUCAGAGGUUUGAUGGCAUUGAUAAGAGUGACAGAUAUGCUAACCGAAACACAGUUUUCUUUGAUGUUAACAUGAAAGGGUUGGAUGGCAUUCAAGGACCUGUAUAUGUGGGUACUGGUUGUGUUUUCAACAGGCAAGCACUUUAUGGUUAUGGACCAUCAUCUUUGACUAGUUUACCUAAGGCUUCUUCAUCUUCAAGCUGUUGCUGUUGUUGCCCUCGUAAGAAGCAAGCAAAAGAGAAAGAUCCUUCAGAGCUUUAUCGUGAUGCAAAGAGGGAAGAUCUAAAUGCUGCCAUCUUUAACCUUAGGGAAAUUGAAAGUUAUGACGAGUAUGAGAGGUCAUUACUCAUCUCCCAAGUGAGUUUUGAGAAAACUUUCGGCAUGUCUUCUGUUUUUAUCGAGUCAACCCUAAUGGAAAAUGGAGGAGUAGCUGAGUCUGCACAUCCAUCCAUACUGAUCAAAGAAGCAAUUCAGGUUAUCAGUUGCAGUUAUGAAGAGAAGACUGCAUGGGGUAAAGAGAUUGGCUGGAUUUAUGGUUCAGUGACUGAGGAUAUCUUGACUGGUUUCAAGAUGCACUGCCGUGGAUGGCGAUCAAUAUACUGCAUGCCCUUAAGGCCUGCAUUCAAGGGAUCAGCCCCAAUUAACUUGUCUGAUCGAUUGCAUCAGGUCCUGCGAUGGGCCUUAGGAUCUGUGGAGAUUUUCUUGAGUCGACAUUGUCCUCUGUGGUAUGGAUUUGGAGGAGGCCGUCUUAAAUGGCUUCAAAGGCUUGCGUACAUUAACACCAUUGUCUAUCCCUUCACAUCUCUUCCUCUGGUAGCAUAUUGUAUAUUGCCUGCCAUAUGCCUCCUAACAGGGAAAUUCAUCAUACCAACGUUGUCAAAUCUUGCAAGUGUUCUGUUUCUUGGCCUCUUCCUUUCCAUCAUUGCAACUAGUGUACUUGAACUGAGAUGGAGUGGUGUAAGCAUCGAAGCAUUGUGGCGUAACGAGCAGUUUUGGGUUAUUGGAGGAGUAUCUGCCCAUCUCUUUGCUGUCUUCCAGGGAUUCCUCAAAAUGCUUGCAGGUAUCGACACAAACUUCACAGUUACAGCCAAAGCAGCAGAUGAUACAGAGUUUGGAGAGCUCUACAUUAUCAAGUGGACAACAGUAUUGAUCCCUCCAACCACCAUUCUCAUAAUCAACCUGGUUGGUGUUGUUGCUGGAUUUUCUGAUGCUCUCAACAGUGGAUAUGAAUCAUGGGGACCUUUAUUUGGUAAAAUCUUCUUUGCAUUUUGGGUGAUUCUUCAUCUCUAUCCUUUCCUCAAGGGCAUGAUGGGCCGCCAAAACCGAACUCCAACCAUCGUGGUAUUGUGGUCUGUGCUAUUAGCCUCUGUCUUCUCUCUUAUCUGGGUAAAGAUUGAUCCAUUCGUCAGCAAACAGGAUCCUUCUAACCUUUCUCAGGGCUGCAUUUCCAUUGACUGUUAAGCUUGACAUGCUUCUUGCAAUGCAAGUUAAAAGUAUUUUAGCUGUCGCUUCAGUUUAAGUGGGAGCUUUGUGUUCAUCAAUCAUAUCACAUGCGAACCUCAAAUCUUCAGCAGCUUAUAUAGAUUUUUGGCUUCAAUUUUGAGCUCCAGAGAAGCAGGUGAAGGUAACAGGAAGACUCUACUUGUAAGAAUUGUUUUGAGUGUACAAAAUGUCUGUAGCACAUGAAAAUAUCAAAUGGUUUCAAUGUAUUGGGCUGAAAAUGGAAAACAAGUUCUGCCUUCAUUAUGAAGUUAAUGUUUGUUGAGGAACAGGGUUUUGAACAUCAUGUUGUUGCUAGGUGAGAACUAGUCUCUUCACUACGUAAAGGAGAAAGAAAGAAAUUAUUAUGUAUGUUGCUUGGCUUUUAUACUU